AUUCAUUACACGCCUACCUACGUAGGCAUGCCGAGAGGGAUUCUUGCAUGUCUGACAGGCUGUAGGAGGCUAAAAGCUGGGUAAUCAUCAAUUAGCAGCAGCGUGGGAUGCCUACCUGGAUGCAUGUUAUGUCUCUACCGUUCUCGAGAAGGCCACGAAACAUCAUCUGGCCAGAGCCCUCAGUCCUGUCACGACUCGACGACGACUCACUUGUGCUGUUGCAGAGCCCACAUUCCUCCUAUCAGCAUCAAAAGCAUCCAUUUCCCUCUCUUCUCUGGGUUUCGUUGAUUUCUUCACGCUCUGCUCCCGGAUUUACCCGUCGUGUUCUCCCACUUGCUCGGCUUGUCAUCGCAUUUGCGAAGCCUAGUCCUUCGUGGUCCCGACGUCCCAUCCAUAUUCCACCCACAUCGCCAAGAAAGACAGCCUGGGUUUGUUAGGUGAUCUUUCGCAGACCUCGUGCCCAGGAAGCACGUACGGAUAUCAUUCGUAAGGCAGCCCCAGAGGUUGAUAGACACUAGUCGCGCGGGAGCCACAAAGCUUUGGCCAUCUCCAGGGCGGCCCCUUGCCACUUGCGACUCGACCACGUCUCGUCUUCGUCCUCCCCCAAGCCUAGACGGGUCCAGUCCUGAUCCCUUUGUUCCCCUGAGACCAGACAGACAUACACACACACACACACACAGAGAGAGAGAGAGAGAGAGAGCGAGAGACCCUCCUUUUUUGCGAACUCUCCUUCCGGUCCCUUCGAGGGGUCUACGGUAGCCCGUCAUGAAGCCUUCCGCCAUUCUUCUUGGCCUUGUCGCCGCCGCCAGUGGCUCGUCCUUUCACCGAAACUACGAAAGAAACGACUACUAUGUUCUCGAACUGGAUUCGCGUUCAUCCCCCGAUCAGGUCGCCAACCGCUUGGGCCUGAGGUACGAGGGUACACUCGGCAGUCUGGAUGGGCACCACCUCUUCUCCGCCAGGAAGGUUGCGCACGACAUCGUCAAGCCUGCCCUGCAGGAGCGCAAGUUGAGGAAACGCUCCAUGGGUGGAUUCGACGUCCUCGACGGCGUGGGUCUGGCGCAGAAGCAGUACCUUCGACGGCCCAUGGAGAAGAGGGUUCCUCCGCGCACACAUGGGCCCUCCAACUAUGUACGCCAGGAGCAGCCGGAUCCCAAGAUGGUCGCCCAGAUGAACGACUUAAUGCAGACGCUCGGAAUCGCCGAUCCCAUCUUCAACGAGCAGUGGCACCUGCUCAACACCAUUCAGCCGGGCCACGACAUCAACGUCGCCGGUGUUUGGAAGCAGGGUAUCACUGGCAAGAACGCAACCGUUGCUAUUGUCGACGACGGGCUCGAUAUGUACAGCGACGACUUGAAGCCCAACUACUACGCCGCCGGCUCCUACGACUUUAACGACCAUCGGGAAGAGCCCAAACCCACUUUGAGCGACGACAAGCACGGCACCCGUUGCGCUGGUGAAGUAUCCGCGGCGAGGAACAACAUCUGCGGUGUUGGUGUGGCUUACGAAUCCAAGAUCGCCGGCAUUCGUAUCCUCAGCAAGCUCAUCUCCGAUGCCGAUGAGGCUGUUGCCAUGACCUACGACUACCAGCACAAUGAUAUCUACUCUUGCUCUUGGGGCCCCCCCGAUGACGGACGAUCAAUGGACGCUCCCGGUAUCCUGAUCAAGCGCGCCAUGCUCAAGGGUAUCCAGCAGGGCCGUGGUGGCAAGGGAUCCAUCUACGUUUUCGCUAGCGGUAACGGCGCCGCCAACGACGACAAUUGCAACUUUGACGGCUACACCAACUCCAUCUACAGUAUCACCGUCGGUGCCAUCGACAGGAAGGGCCAGCACCCGUACUACUCGGAGAAGUGCUCUGCCCAGCUGGUCGUCACUUACAGCAGCGGCAGCGGAGACGCCAUCCACACUACUGACGUUGGCCAAAACGCCUGCUACAACGGCCACGGAGGCACUUCUGCUGCCGCCCCCUUGGGCGCUGGUGUGUACGCUUUGGUCCUCGACACGCGCCCCGACUUGACCUGGAGAGAUAUGCAAUGGCUCGCCAUGGACACUGCCGUGCCCAUCGACGAGGCCAAUGGCGAAUGGAUGCCGACCAAGAUUGGAAAGAAGUUUAGCCACACGUAUGGCUACGGCAAGAUCGAUGCGCUCAAGAUGGUCGAGGCAGCCAAGAAGUGGAAGAAUGUGAAGCCGCAGGCGUGGUACUACUCGCCCUGGAUCCACGUUAACAAGGACAUCCCGCAGGGCAAGGACGGUAUCGCGGUCAGCGUCGACGUGACUGCCGAUGCGCUGAAGCAGGCCAAUCUCGAGAGGGUUGAGCAUGUGACAGUCACCAUGAACGUGAACCACACACGCAGAGGUGAUUUGAGUGUUGACUUGGUCAGUCCCGACGGUGUUACCAGCCAUCUGUCUGUCACCCGCAAGAUGGACUCGGCCAACGCUGGUUACGUUGACUGGACCUUUAUGAGCGUUGCCCAUUGGGGCGAGUCUGGUAUCGGCAAGUGGACAGUCAUUGUCAAGGACUCGAAGGAAAACGAGCACAAGGGCACGUUCGUCGACUGGCACCUGAAGCUCUGGGGCGAGUCCCUGGACGCGAGCAAGGCAACGCUUCUUCCCAUGCCGACGGAAGGGGACGACAAUGACCACGCUCUUGUUGCAACGACGACACUGCCGGCUGCCGUCACGACGAUGACGCAUCCUCCCGAGAACACAGCGCCGGCUUCUAACCCCACGGACCACCCUGAGCGUCCCACCAAGGUCAAGCCCAGUGGAGGCGAGGGGGCAACGGCCACGGAGACGGGCAAGCCGACAGACACUCAAGAGACGCAGCCUGCGGCCACGACGAGCAGCGCGUCCAACUGGGUGUCCUGGCUGCCAUCUUUUGGCAAGGCUGGAGUGUGGGUCUACGGGGCCAUUGGCCUCAUUGCCGUGUUCUGCUCUGCUCUUGGGAUCUGGUUCUUCAUUCGGAAGCGUCGCAACAGCAAGCCCCGGGACAACUACGAAUUUGAGCUGCUCAACGAGGACGAAGCCGAGGGUCUAAACGGCGAGAAGCGUACGCGGGGCCGUGAGCUCUACGACGCGUUUGCCGGUGACGACGAGGACGACGAGGACGAGACGGGCGCAUACCAUGACAGCCGGGAGCGCUCAAGAGAGGGGAGCGGCGACCGAGAGACGGACAGGUUAACCGAAAAAUAAAGGCGUACAACAGGCAAGCGGGCAUGGGCGUGUGUAUUUUGCAUAAAUACCUUGGUUUUCUUCGUGUACUCGGGGGCAUUUGGGCAUUGCGCGGUUAGUUUAUCCAUACCUGUUGAAAGUAGACGUCGGUCGGGUUGGUGCUUUUUAUCUUUUUCUUUUUCUUACCGGGCCCGAAUAAUUGACCAUUUGCAAACACUCGACAGCAUCUAUCCGCAGCGUGCUUCUGCUGUUCUGUUCUAAUGUACUUUGGGGAAGCCGACUACGUGUGAAGG
Molecule: messenger RNA, 3464 nt
Organism: Colletotrichum destructivum
Lineage: Eukaryota; Fungi; Ascomycota; Sordariomycetes; Glomerellales; Glomerellaceae
Product: Putative peptidase S8/S53 domain, Galactose-binding-like domain superfamily
Exons: 5
Coding region: 766-3192 (808 amino acids)
Biological process (GO): protein processing
Cellular component (GO): trans-Golgi network; Golgi membrane
Molecular function (GO): serine-type endopeptidase activity
Source: RefSeq, a predicted model, not a curated record